AUGUCGAAACGGUACGCUCUUCUGCCCAUGGACGAUGAGGAGGUGGGUCCUCAGAAAGUAGGAAAGGAGCGCAAGCACAGGUCACGACGCGAUCGCGACGACAAGCAUCGAUCCCGCAGACGCAGCCGCUCGCGGUCCCCUAGAAAAUCGAGCUCUUCCAAGAGCUACCGCCGACGUGAGGAUGGUGACGACCGAUGGGCCGACGAAGAGCCUCCGACGGAUGAGGAGGAGGACGAGCCGCAAGGAGGGCCCGACUUUGAGGAGUCAGCCAGCAAGCGCGUCAAGCUGAGCCACACACCAAAGGAAGAGGAGGAUCUGUCAGACGGCGCGACGGAGGAGAAGAGAGACCAAGAAGAGCGCGAUGCGUUCGCAAAGCGACUCAAGGAGAAGGACGACUCGAGAUCCAAGAAAGACAAUGGCCGUCACAAGCAGGAGACCGCGGCGCGCAGCGUCAACAUGUCCGAUCUGCGCGACCGGUCACGCAGAGAGUACUUGGGCAAGCGUGAGGCGGAACAGCUGGCGCUGCUACGGAGACAGGUCGCCGACGAGACGGAGGAGCUGCGCAGCGGCGUGAAGCUCACCGAGCGCGAGAAGGCAGAUUUUGCCAAGAACCGAGAGAGCCUACGGUUGGCCGAGGAGCGACUCCGAAUAGACGAUUACCGUGACGGAUACGCAUUGCCAGAGGACUACAUCACCGAAAAGGGCAAGCUGGAUCGACGGAAGAAGGAAGAAGCCCUGUACAAGCGAUAUGUCGACCGUGACGAGUAUGGCAAGGAGAAAUUUGUCACAGAACAUGAGGAAUGGGAGAGGGAGCAGGCGGCCAAGGCGAAAGCGCAGGUUCAGCGCUCGGAGCGGGAUAUGGACGGUUAUGAGUUGGUAAUGGAUCCGGACCAGCACAUCAAAUGGUCCCUCGACUCGAAGCUAGCCGGCGAAGGCAAGCAGCUCAGCAAGGAGCAGCUCUACCUGGCGGCACAGAUAGAAGCGGCCGAAAAAAAGGCCCUGUCGAUCCAGGACACGAGAAAGACUCUGCCCAUCUACCAAUACCGUGACGAGUUCAUCGCGGCUCUGGAGCAGUACCAGGUGCUGGUCAUUGUCGGCGAGACGGGCAGCGGCAAGACAACACAGCUGCCGCAGUACUUGCACGAGGCUGGGUACACCAAGAACGGCAUGAAGGUUGGCUGCACACAACCUCGUCGAGUGGCAGCGAUGAGUGUCGCGGCCCGUGUUGCCGAGGAGAUGGGCGUCAAAGUGGGCAACGAAGUUGGCUACUCGAUCCGUUUCGAGGAUAAUACCAGCGACAAGACGAUUCUGAAGUAUAUGACAGAUGGUAUGCUGCUCCGCGAGUUCAUGACGGAACCCGAUCUUGCGGGCUACUCGGCGCUGAUGAUCGACGAGGCGCACGAGCGGACCGUGCAUACCGACAUCUUGCUGGCCUUGAUCAAAGAUUUGUCGCGGGAAAGGCCGGACCUAAAGCUGCUGAUAUCCUCGGCCACCAUGAACGCCGAGAAAUUCGCUUCAUAUUUCGACGACGCGCCCAUCUUCAAUAUUCCUGGACGAAGGUACCCCGUCGAUAUCUACUACACUCCGGCGCCUGAAGCCAACUACCUCGCGGCUGCCAUCACAACGACAUUCCAGAUCCACACAACGCAGGACAAGGGCGACAUCCUGAUCUUCUUGACUGGACAGGAUGAGAUCGAGGCGGCGGAGCUUCAAAUCUCGGAAACAGCCAAGAAACUCGGUAGUCGCAUCAAGGAACUCGUCAUCUGCCCCAUUUACGCCAACCUGCCGUCUGAACUGCAAUCCAAAAUCUUCGAGCCCACGCCCGAGGGCGCUCGGAAGGUCGUGUUGGCGACCAACAUCGCCGAGACCUCGCUCACCAUUGAUGGCAUCGUCUACGUUAUCGAUCCCGGAUAUGUCAAAGAGAACGUCUACAGCCCGCAGACAGGCAUGUCCAACCUCGUCGUGGUUCCGUGCUCACGGGCGGCGGCAAAUCAGCGAAGUGGCCGUGCCGGUCGUGUCGGCCCCGGCAAAUGCUUCAGGCUCUACACAAAAUUCGCGUACAUGAACGAGAUGGACGAGUCAACGACGCCUGAGAUCCAGCGGACCAACCUAAAUGGCGUCGUCUUGCAGCUCAAGUCGCUUGGUAUCAAUGACCUCCUAGACUUUGACUUUAUGGACCCGCCACCGAGUGAGGCGCUCAUAGGCGCGCUGAACCAGCUUUUCAACCUGCAGGGUCUCAAUCACAAGGGUCAGCUCACCAAAAUCGGUCGCCAGAUGGCUGAGUUCCCUACCGAUCCCAUGCUGGCCAAGGCCGUCAUCGCGGCCGAUAAGGAGGGCUGCGUAGACGAGGUGCUGUCCAUUGUAUCGAUGCUCGGCGAGGCAUCUGCCUUGUUCUUUCGACCAAAGGACAAGAAGAUCCACGCCGACAGUGCGCGCAACCGGUUCACAGUCAAGGAUGGCGGUGACCACUUGACUCUUCUCAAUGUGUUCAAUCAGUGGGUGGACAGCGACUACUCCCCCGUGUGGGCGCGCGAGAACUUCCUGCAGCAACGUUCGCUCACUAGGGCGCGUGAUGUACGCGACCAGCUGGCCAAGCUCUGCGAGCGAGUCGAGGUGACCCCCUCGACAUGCGGCGCCAGCAACUUGCCCCCAAUCAAGCGUGCCAUCACAGCUGGAUUCUUCCCCAACGCAGCGCGCCUGCAAAAGUCGGGUGACAGUUACCGCACUGUCAAGACCAAGACCACUGUCUGGAUCCACCCCAGCAGCGUCCUCAUGUCCGUCGAUCCGCCAGAGAAGAUGGUCAUUUACUUUGAGCUCGUCCAGACGACCAAGGAGUACAUGCGAAGCGUCAUGCCGAUCGAACCCAAGUGGCUGUCGGAGUUGGCGCCGCAUUUCCACAAGAAGCAGGACGUGGAGGCCAUGGAGGAGAAGAAGAUGCCGAAGCAGCGGUCGUAA
Molecule: messenger RNA, 2955 nt
Organism: Emericellopsis cladophorae
Lineage: Eukaryota; Fungi; Ascomycota; Sordariomycetes; Hypocreales; Bionectriaceae
Exons: 1
Coding region: 1-2955 (984 amino acids)
Cellular component (GO): intracellular anatomical structure; catalytic step 2 spliceosome
Molecular function (GO): RNA binding; ATP binding
Source: RefSeq, a predicted model, not a curated record